AAACUUUGUUGGCAAUGACCCGGUAUUCGCAUCACAACGUCACUCCUGCAUGACAUGUGUGUGGCCAUUUAAGCUUUCUGGGCGCAAGAUAAAAGAUACCUUUUUAGCUAUUCUGUUAAAAGUGACAAAAUGCCCAAGAAAGUGAAGGAAGAAGCAGAGUGGGUGGAUGAUGAGGUCGCCCCAGCUGCCGCAGAAAAAACAGUGAAAAAGGGGAAGAAAGAUAAAAAGGGGAAAAAAAGCUUCUUUGAGGAACUCGCUACAGAUGGCAAACCUGAAAAGGCUGACGACGUAGCUGUGAAGGAGACGCAAGGAAAGCAGCCUCCGAAAAAGAAAAAAGACAGACGGAAAGGGAAAGGCGGGAAUGCAGAUGGGGAUGAUGAUGAGGAUGUCAUGCUGUCACUGAAAAAGCUCUCAGUGCAAGCAAGUGAUGAGGAUAAUGAGGCUGAUGAGGAAGUCGUUGUCCCCAGUAAAGGAAACAAGAAAAAGGGUGGGAACAUCUUUGCUGCUCUCAGCCAAAGCCAGAGUGGUGAGGAUGAGGACGAGGAUUUGGAUGAAGAAGAAAAACCUGCUAAAAAGGAAGUUGAGAGAGGCAAGAAAAAAGAUAAAGCUAAGCCCAAGAAGGUGAAGGCACAGACUGAUGAGGAGGGUGAUGAAGAGAUGGAUGUUGGUGAAGAGAAACUUACAAAGAAGACCAAGAAACCUGAAGUCAAGUCCGCGUCUCCAGAAAAUGAUGACGAUGAGAAGCCAAAGAAGGGGAAGAAAGAGCAACCCAAGAAAGGAAAACCUGCUGAGCGAUCACGCAGUAGAGAUGAAGAUGAAGAAGAAGAAGAGGAGGGUGACAGUGACGCAGGAGACACGAUGAUGAGUGCUGAGGAUGUCAUCGCACAACAAGCCAAGCAGCAGGAGGACGACCCCUACGCUAAUCUGAGCAAGAAGGAGAAGAAGAAGAAGAAAAAAAUGAUGGAGUAUGAGCGUCAGGUAGCCAGUGUUCGUGCCCAGAACGCCUUGGAGGGAGACUUCUCAAUUUCCCAGGCUGAGAUGUCAUCGAGACAGGCCAUGCUGGAGAACGCCUCUGAUAUCAAGCUGGAGAGGUUCAGCAUAUCUGCUCAUGGCAAAGAGCUUUUUGUCAACGCUGACCUUCUGAUCGUGGCAGGAAGAAGAUAUGGUUUGGUUGGACCAAAUGGCAAAGGAAAGACCACAUUACUGAAACACAUAGCCAACCGAGCUCUAAGUAUUCCCCCCAACAUUGAUGUGCUGCUGUGUGAACAGGAGGUGGUAGCCGAUGACACGCCAGCGGUACAGGCGGUGCUGAAGGCGGACACCCGUCGCCUGAAGCUUCUGGAGGAGGAGAAACAGCUGCAGGCUCUUCUAGAGAAGGGAGAGGAUAGUGUGGCUGAGAGGCUGGACAAAGUCUAUGAAGAACUAAGGGCUAUUGGAGCUGCAGCAGCUGAGGCCAAGGCCAGAAGGAUCCUUGCUGGUCUGUCAUUUACCCCUGAGAUGCAGAACAGACCAACCAAGAGGUUCUCUGGAGGAUGGAGAAUGAGAGUUUCUCUGGCCAGAGCCCUGUUCAUGGAACCCACUCUUCUGAUGUUGGAUGAACCAACCAAUCACCUUGACCUGAACGCUGUCAUCUGGCUUAACAACUACCUUCAAGGCUGGAAGAAGACUCUGCUGAUAGUUUCCCAUGACCAGAGUUUCCUUGAUGAUGUGUGUACUGAUAUCAUCCACUUAGACAACCAGAAACUCUACUAUUACAGAGGGAACUACUUGACUUUUAAGAAGAUGUACGUGCAGAAGCAGAAGGAACUGCAGAAACAAUACGACAAACAAGAGAAGAAGCUCAAAGAUUUGAAGGCUGGCGGCAAGUCCACCAAACAGGCUGAGAAGCAGACUAAAGACGCCCUAACCAGAAAGCAGCAGAAAGGGAAGAAGAAGGGAGGUCAGGAGGAGGAGAGCCAGGAGGCCACGGAGCUGCUGAAGAGGCCAAAAGAGUACACCGUCAAGUUCACCUUCCCCAACCCUCCUCCUCUCUCACCACCCAUACUGGGACUACAUAGUGUUGACUUUGCCUAUGAUCCGCAGAAGCCCCUUUUCAAAAAUGUGGACUUUGGCAUUGACAUGGAAUCCAGAAUUUGUAUAGUGGGACCCAAUGGUGUUGGAAAGAGUACCCUGCUGCUGCUGCUUACUGGGAAAAUAAAUCCUACUAAAGGUGAGAUGAGGAAAAAUCAUCGUUUGAAAGUGGGCUUCUUCAACCAGCAGUAUGCUGAUCAGUUGAACAUGGAGGAGACGGCCACAGAGUACCUGAUGAGGAACUUCAACCUUCCCUACCAGGAUGGAAGGAAGUGCCUGGGACGUUUUGGCCUUGAGAGCCAUGCCCAUACCAUUCAGAUCUCCAAACUCUCUGGCGGUCAGAAAGCCAGAGUAGUGUUUGCAGAGCUGGCCUGUCGUCAGCCUGAUGUGUUGAUCUUGGAUGAACCCACCAACAAUUUGGACAUUGAGUCAAUCGAUGCUUUGUCAGAGGCCAUCAAUGAGUACAAAGGAGCUGUUAUCAUUGUGAGUCACGACGCUCGGCUGAUCACAGAAACUCAGUGCCACCUAUGGGUUGUGGAGGAUAGAACUAUCAACCAGAUUGAUGGAGACUUUGACGACUACAAGAGAGAGGUGCUUGAGUCCUUGGGAGAGACCAUGAUCAACAAGGUCAAUCCAUGAAUACACAGUUGCUUCCAGGGCCAGACAUCCCAUGCUAGCUGCACUCCGCUUGGACUGGUUGGCAGGUCUUACAGUAACACCCAUAAAAAUGUUGGAUUUGUUGGGGGUUUAAGAUAACAGAGUGUUAAUCAUGGCAUCACUUUCUACAACUGUGGAGUAGGAUGAAAUGUCUUGAAAAAUGACUAAAACUCAAUAAAAUCAAUACAUUUUCA
Mugil cephalus (flathead mullet) is the source of this 2921-nucleotide messenger RNA. RefSeq names its product ATP-binding cassette, sub-family F (GCN20), member 1 (gene abcf1). The transcript has 27 exons. Gene Ontology annotation, molecular function: ATP hydrolysis activity; ATP binding. Bases 130 to 2709 code for a protein of 859 amino acids. The record is from RefSeq and is a predicted model, not a curated record. Lineage: Eukaryota; Metazoa; Chordata; Actinopteri; Mugiliformes; Mugilidae.